Messenger RNA from Bombus pyrosoma, 6142 nucleotides. It is a transcript of the gene Duox, whose product is annotated as dual oxidase. The transcript is spliced from 23 exons. The record is from RefSeq and is a predicted model, not a curated record. Gene Ontology annotation, cellular component: plasma membrane; NADPH oxidase complex. Gene Ontology annotation, molecular function: heme binding; superoxide-generating NAD(P)H oxidase activity; peroxidase activity. NCBI's taxonomy places the organism in Eukaryota, Metazoa, Arthropoda, Insecta, Hymenoptera, Apidae. Gene Ontology annotation, biological process: response to oxidative stress; superoxide anion generation; defense response. The coding region runs from base 1449 to 5975 and encodes 1508 amino acids.
GUAAAAUGUUGUUGUACCUAACGGUGUGUCCUGGGUGCAUUAAAAUUCGAAAUCGAAUGAUUUUGUUUCUGUACAUAUUACACAAUCACACGACACUUGAGCAAAGUAGCGCAUGUGAAUUACUUAAAUUAAAAUACAGGUAGUAGAACAAAGGAUAUACUGAACGGUAGACACGAAGACAUGUAUUUCUCUGUGCGAUUGCGUAUAAUUUGAAGACUAUUGGUAAACGGUCUGUGAUUCAUCAUAGAAAAGAUGAAGAAGCUUUCUGGAAGGGAGCGGUCAAGCAGAGAAGAACGAUGCUUAGCAUGACAUAUACUCUUAAUAAGGAAUAUGCCUGUCUGAUCUCCUUCUCGAAAUGCAAUCGCCUUUGCUGAUUCGUGCCAAGGGCGAUAAAAAUCGCCCGGUUGCAGGAGUGCGAGAUCUCUUCGCAAGUUGACUCAUUCUCGUCCGGAAUCAGAGGAACAGAACGCGGAACGCGAACGAAUUCCUGCUAAACGUUGCCAUCACCGGUUGCCAGGAUGUUCUCUGCCGGUGUCCGUAGCCUAAGACGUCCCGUCAUCGACCUUGAAACUUCAGGUCGGAGAACCGAGAGAGGUUUCGCCUUGGGUAAUCGGUGCCGCGGACUCGAAAACUAGGCCUGUGCCUGCGGUGACGUCGUCUUCGUUAUACGUCCCGAUGUAUACGGUGAACGAACGGUGAUGAGAGGCGUGGAGACGACGAGGACGAAAGAGACGCGAAGCAAGCGUGGAGGAGCAGUGAGGAGAGCAAUAAGACAGAAUGUGUUGGUGAACGAAGGAGAGAGAGAAAGAGGGAAAGAAAGAUAUGCACAAUGUAUACGGAGAAGGAAAGAGAAAGAAAGACAGAGGCGCGUUCGCGGUAACGAAACAAAUAGGCCGGCGACUUUCACCGCGUAUCCAAGAACGGCAACACGACAUACAGCGAACACAGGCUGAGCGCUCUUGGCCCAAACCACUCGAGUAUGAGGUGUACCCUCGCUCACCAACGUCCUCGAGGGUGGGGGGAAUCCUGCUUCGAAGCCGCCAGACACGAGGCAUACCCUGAGAGCCAGCGAACGGACCUCGAUUCUUUUUCUUUCGUCCGUGUGUCGCACGUGUUGUCUCUAUUCUCCGUGGUGGCCCGGCUACGACCUCACUGUGCCUCCAUCCACCAUACAGAAAGUGUCUUUUCGUUGAUCUCCGCUGUUUUGAUAUCUCUUUCUUUUUUUGUACAGUAUAUGGCCAAAAAUUGGAUAACGUUCGAGUCAGCUUGUCGCGUACCAAAGUGUGUGUCACCUUGCACGCCUUCCUUGUAGCCAUUCCUCCUUUGAAUAGAUAUCGACUCUGAACAGAAAGCAUCGAGUAGUGCGGCAGUUUUUGUGCGCCAAGAGAGGAACAAAGUGGUGAUCAAUCGUUGAAAGAAAUGCACGGGUGCGUGUUGUUACGCUGACGAUGACACGACGACGACCACCAGAUUCGACAUGGAUCGACCUGCUAGUCUGGCUGCUUUUGAUUAUCCUGCCUGCUGGAACCGGAGUUGCGCAUAGCUAUGCGGAUAAACAAAGGUACGAUGGAUGGUACAACAAUCUGGCUCAUCCUGAUUGGGGAUCGAUCGACAGCAGGCUGAUACGAAAGAUGCCAGCAGCAUAUUCCGAUGGGGUUUACAUGUUGGCUGGCCAGGAUAGGCCAUCUCCAAGGAAGCUCAGUCAGCUUUUCAUGCAAGGUGACGAUGGUCUGCCAUCCGUCAAAAAUAGGACAGCAUUAUUUGCCUUCUUCGGGCAACUGGUCACGUCGGAGAUAAUCAUGGCCAGCGAAAGUGGCUGCCCCAUAGAGUACCAUCGAAUCGACGUGGACAAAUGCGAUCCGGUUUUCGACAAGGAGUGCCAAGGUAACAAGUACAUUCCCUUCCGUCGGGCGGAUUAUGAUCGGCAAACCGGACACAGCCCUAAUAGUCCACGUGAACAGAUAAACAAAGUGACGAGUUGGAUCGACGGUAGCUUCAUUUAUUCGAGCAGUGAAGCAUGGGCGAACACCAUGAGGUCUUUCAAAAACGGCAGCCUCCUUAUGGAGCCUACCAGGAAAUUUCCUGUGAGGAACACGAUGCGUGCUCCACUUUUUAAUCAUGCUGUUCCACACGUUAUGAGAAUGCUCAGUCCAGAACGUCUUUAUCUUCUUGGAGAUCCACGAACGAAUCAGCAUCCUCCGUUAUUGGCUCUUGGAAUAUUGUUUUAUCGGUGGCAUAAUGUGAUUGCUGCACGAAUACAACUGGAGAAUCCAAAUAUGUCUGACGAAGAUAUUUUUCAGAAAGCGAGACGUGUUGUUAUAGGAACGCUUCAGAAUAUUAUCUUAUACGAGUACAUUCCAAUACUUCUUAAUGAAGAUCCUCCAACGUAUACAGGAUACAAGCCAGAUUUACAUCCUGGAAUCAGUCACAUAUUCCAGAGCGCAGCUUUUCGAUAUGGACACACGUUGAUACCACCAGGAUUGUAUCGUCGAAAUGAAAAUUGCGAAUAUAGAAGAACUAAUACCGAUCAACCUGCGAUUAGACUUUGUUCCACUUGGUGGGACUCCAAUGAAGUUUUAACUAACAGUACGAUCGAAGAACUCCUCAUGGGCAUGACAUCGCAAAUAGCAGAGAAAGAGGAUAAUCUCCUUGGCACUGACAUUAGAAAUAAUUUAUUCGGACCUAUGGAAUUCUCAAGACGCGACUUAGGUGCUUUGAACAUCAUGCGAGGAAGGGACAACGGGCUUCCAGAUUACAAUACAGCUAGGGCGCAUUUCAAGCUACCUCGUAAGAAAACUUGGAACGAAAUCAAUCCGGAAUUAUUCAAUAAAAACCCUUCGCUACUGCGUACGUUAGUAGAAAUUCAUUCGAAUAAUUUAAACAAUGUGGACGUUUAUGUUGGUGGAAUGUUGGAAUCCAGUGCCGGCCCCGGAGAACUCUUUUCAGCUGUAAUUAAAGAACAGUUUCUUCGCUUGAGAGAUUCUGAUAGAUUUUGGUUCGAAAAUGAAGAAAAUGGAAUUUUCACAAAAAGUGAAAUAGCAGAUAUUCGUCGGGUAACUUUGUGGGAUGUAAUAGUAAAUGCAACAGGAAUACCAGCAGACGCCAUUCAAAGGAGUGUGUUCAACUGGGAAGAAGGAGAUCCAUGUCCUCAGCCUUACCAACUCAACUCAACAAUGCUGGAACCCUGUGUUCCACUACAACGUUACGACUAUUUUGAAGGAAGUGAGCUGGUGUACAUAUACGCCUGUGUUUUUCUCGGUUUUGUUCCGAUUCUUUGCGCUGGUGCCGGUUAUGGUCUGGUCAAGCUCCAAAACCGACGAAGAAGACGUCUAAAAAUUCUCCAAGAAGCGAUACAAAAGAGGAAAGAUGGUAAAAUCUGCGUGGACAAAAUGAUUGUACGAGAGUGGUUACACGCGAACCAUCGUCGUCUGGUCAAGGUGAAAUUCGGGCCGGAAGCGGCUCUGCACAUCGUCGAUCGCAAGGGAGAGAAACUCCGCACAUUCGAUUUCUGCGACGUGAACACGGUCACGAUAGAAGAAUCGCAGGAAAACGAGAAUGGUCAUCGUAAGGCGUUGGUUCUAUUGCGGAUACCGCGAGACUACGACCUUGUCCUUGAACUGGAUUCGCUGGCCUCGCGUAGAAAGUUCAUUGCGAAACUGGAGGCAUUUCUGGCGUCCCAUAAGAAGCACUUCACUCUGUCCCAAGUGAGUAGGGACAUUAUGCUUGCAAAAGCGGAAACGAAGGAACGCCGCCAAAAGAAACUCGAGCAGUUCUUUAGGGAAGCUUACGCCCUGACGUUCGGUUUACGACCUGGUGAAAGGCGACGACGAUCCGAAGAUAGCGACAGCGGUGAGGUCGUUACCGUGAUGAGGACGUCGCUUUCUAAAAGCGAAUUUGCGAGCGCGCUUGGAAUGCGUGCAGACGCUGUGUUCGUAAAGAAAAUGUUUAAUAUAGUCGAUAAAGACAGGGACGGUCGUAUCUCAUUUCAGGAAUUUUUAGACACUGUUUUAUUAUUUUCACGCGGGAAAACCGAGGACAAAUUAAGAAUAAUCUUUGACAUGUGCGACAAAGACAGUAACGGAGUCAUUGACAAAGAAGAGUUAUCAGAAAUGCUCAGAUCUUUGGUAGAAAUUGCACGCACAACUAGUCUAUCAGACGAUCAUGUUACAGAAUUAAUCGAUGGAAUGUUCCAAGAUGCCGGACUCGAGAGAAAGGAUUACCUCACGUACAACGAUUUCAAGCUGAUGAUGAAAGAGUAUAAAGGCGAUUUCGUUGCGAUCGGUCUCGAUUGCAAAGGCGCGAAGCAGAAUUUCCUCGACACAUCGACGAACGUAGCUCGUAUGACAAGUUUCCAUAUAGAUCAACUUCCACCAGAGGAUUCGAAAACCUGGGCUAAAAAACAGUGGGACGCUGUUUCGACAUUUCUUGAGGAAAAUCGCCAAAAUAUUUUCUAUUUAUUUGUUUUCUAUGUCACAACCAUCGCUUUAUUCGUCGAAAGAUUCAUUUAUUAUUCCUUUAUGGCUGAACACACGGAUUUGAGGCAUAUUAUGGGAGUCGGAAUCGCCAUAACUAGAGGAUCUGCAGCAGCCUUGUCUUUUUGUUACUGUCUACUCCUUUUAACGAUGUCACGCAAUCUUUUGACUAAGCUCAAAGAAUUUUCUAUUCAACAAUACAUUCCUCUUGAUUCUCAUAUACAAUUUCAUAAAAUUGCUGCGUGCACUGCGUUAUUUUUCUCCGUUUUGCACACAGUGGGACACAUGGUGAACUUUUAUCAUAUCUCGACUCAACCAUUAGCUCAUCUUCGAUGUUUGACCAGCGAACUUAGUUUCCCAAGCGAUGCUCGGUUGACAAUAUCGUUUUGGCUUUUUAGAACAGUGACAGGUUUAACUGGGAUCUUGCUGUUCGUUGUAAUGACGAUCAUUUUUGUCUUUGCUCACCCAACUAUUCGUCAAAAAGCGUAUAAAUUUUUCUGGUCCACGCAUAGCUUAUACGUAGUUCUAUAUGCAUUGUGUUUAAUACACGGUUUGGCUCGUUUGACUGGCUCUCCGCGAUUUUGGAUUUUCUUUGUUGGCCCUGCCAUUAUUUAUUCUCUAGACAAGAUGGUGAGUCUCCGUACCAAAUGCAUGGCACUGGACAUUAUCGAAACAGAACUGCUACCUUCAGACGUGAUUAAAAUCAAAUUCUACAGGCCACCAAAUUUGAAAUAUUUAUCCGGUCAAUGGGUUCGUCUUUCUUGUACCGCAUUUAGGUCGAACGAAUUUCACUCGUUCACCUUGACUUCUGCACCACACGAGAACUUUCUCUCGUGUCACAUUAAGGCGCAGGGACCGUGGACUUGGAAAUUGCGCAAUUACUUCGAUCCCUGUAAUUAUAACCCGGAAGACGAGCACCCAAAAAUAAGAAUAGAAGGACCGUUCGGUGGUGGCAAUCAAGAUUGGUACAAGUUCGAGGUCGCUGUGAUGGUUGGCGGUGGCAUUGGUGUCACUCCCUACGCCUCCAUGUUGAACGAUCUCGUGUUUGGAACUUCUACCAAUAGAUACUCUGGAGUUGCCUGUAAGAAGGUUUAUUUCCUUUGGAUUUGCCCUUCUCACAAACAUUUCGAAUGGUUCAUCGAUGUACUAAGAGACGUCGAAAGGAAGGAUGUUACGGACGUGUUAGAAAUUCACAUAUUUAUUACGCAAUUUUUUCACAAAUUUGAUUUACGUACAACCAUGUUGUAUAUUUGUGAGAACCAUUUCCAAAGGCUAUCCAAGAAAAGCAUAUUCACUGGGUUAAAAGCGAUAAAUCAUUUUGGUAGACCCGAUAUGACGUCGUUUCUAAAAUUUGUUCAGAAAAAGCAUAGCUACGUUAGUAAGAUAGGAGUAUUUAGCUGCGGACCGCGUCCUCUAACGAAGAGUGUGAUGUCAUCCUGCGACGAGGUGAAUAAAGGUCGACGCCUGCCGUACUUUAUUCACCACUUCGAAAACUUCGGCUAGUCUAGUUGAUAUCAUUUCGAGAAAAGAGUAGAAGAAGAAAAACGAUGGACUCUAUCGUGAAUCUCGUGCAAUUCUAUUGAGUGUACAUAUUUAUGCGCGUAUGCGCAUGCCUUAUUUAUAUAACAAAUAUUAUAUUUCUUAUUUAUGAUUACAAAAGAAUGAAAGAA